AUGGCCGACUUCGCAAACCUACACACUGAAAGUAUAUAUCUUGCCAACGACUCUACAACGGUGGUAAACCGCAUUCUUGACUCACUAUCACACCACGUUCUUCUGCGACAGCCUCCUGCCGAUUGUCGUAUAAAGAGUAGCCUUUUACCUCAUCAGAGGGAAGCCAUCGACUUUAUUUUCCAGCGAGAGACUAAUUCGGUCCCCUCCGAACUGAGCCUGUGGGAAUAUGACGACUUGGACGUGGACAAGUCUUUGUUAGAGUCCAUAUUUCGAAUACAUUUUCAUGGCAUUAUUAACGUCAAGUUGUACAGUUAUCAGCACGUCUUCAGCGAAGCAAAUCGACCGCAACAAGAGGAAACCAAAGGAGGCAUUAUUGCAGAUGAAAUGGGACUGGGAAAGUCUCUGGUUAUGCUAUCAACCGUGGCCGGCUCUCUUGACCGUGCAGAAAACUUCUUUACUUUUCAAAUCCAAUUGUUAUCGAGUACACAGGGAAAGAAUCCUUCCAAGUCAACUCUCGUUGUAGCACCAUCUUCGCGAAGGCACGCGGAAACAAACUUGCUUCACAACCGGGCGAUCGUGUUCACCACGUAUGCUACACUGGCGACUGACUUCUGUAGCGGUAAGAAUGCCCUAGCAGAGAUCAACAGGUUUCGAAUCGUUCUAGACGAAGCCCAUAUCAUUCGGAAUGGCUCUACGAAACAAUUCCAAGCUGUUGCUAGUCUUUUUGCACAGCAUCACUGGUGUCUCACCGACACUCCUACACAGAACAAACUUGAUGAUCUCGGAGCGUUGGUCUCAUUCGUCAAUGUUCCAAUCCUGAAAAACCCUGCAUCUUUUCGAAAAUUCAUCAUCAGUCCAAUAGUAUCAGGUUCAGUAACCCGUUAUGAGAACCUCCGCGUACUUCUCCACGGUUCUGCGAGCGCGCCGCAGAGGAUGGGUGGGAUUGGGCAUGGAUGGGCAACUGCUGCAUCGACAAGACCAACCCUGCUGACUUACAAGAGGCUAUUGAUGCAAUGUACCGGUGGUACGUAUGCUGGCCUCUGCUGCGCACACCUCGAAGACGUGGAUGCUCUCGAGGCACUUGAAGACGCAGGUCUAUUCGAGGAUGGGGAUCCGGACGAGAACUCAGAUAUUAGAGAUAUUGCUCGUCCUGGUAGCCUUGCCCAUGAAGCUCUUAGUUCCGAUUUCAUCAAGGCCAGGUGGUUUUCCCGAGAAUGGACAUUUCAAAAACUUUUGGCUCCUCACUUUUUGGUCUUUGUUGAUCAAGAGUGGCGCCGUAUGGGCAGCCGGGAGAGCUGGGCCGGGGAGAUCAAGGAGGCCAGCAGCAUCGAAACCCGACAUUUAACCUCUUUUACACCGACAGAUUUCCAAUCAUGUUCUAUAGCAAUGAGACUAUCCUGGGCGUCUCGACGUGUCACAACCGGCGAGGAGGACGAGACGUACUCGCUAUUGGGCCUGUUCGGGGUCAGCCUCCCAUUGAUUAUGGCGAAGGGAGGUGGCGAGCAUUUCACAGGCUCCAGCGCUCUUAGGGAGAGAAAGAGAAGCCGAGCUUCUAGACUACUACCAACUCCUUGUGCAUGUCCCAAGGGCGUAUAA
Molecule: messenger RNA, 1596 nt
Organism: Metarhizium acridum CQMa 102
Lineage: Eukaryota; Fungi; Ascomycota; Sordariomycetes; Hypocreales; Clavicipitaceae
Biological process (GO): DNA repair
Cellular component (GO): nucleus
Molecular function (GO): ATP binding; ATP-dependent chromatin remodeler activity
Source: RefSeq, a predicted model, not a curated record